AUGGCUGGGAUCAGACUGGUGGAUGGUGACAAUAAAUGCAAUGGUACACCAGAGAUCCUUUAUGAGGAACGAUGGAAAAGUGCAAGCAGCAAGACCUUUGACAUCAGAGCUGCUAUGGUGGUGUGUAGAGAGCUGGACUGUGGGAAUGCUGUCAAAGUUGCUGCUACAAGUCUGACCAGAAGAAGAACAAGAACAGAAACUGGAGUUAUGGUUGACUGUACUGGACAAGAGUCAUCUGUUUCACAGUGCAUAAAAGAAAGUGUUAACAUUGAUUUCGAUCUUCUCAACAUCAAAAUAGUCGUCGUUUGCUCAGACUCUGUGAGGCUUGUGGACGGAGCUGGACUCUGCUCUGGGAGAGUGGAGGUGAAGACCCAUCAGUCCUGGACCACAGUAUGUGAGGCUGGCUUUGACUGGCAGGAUGCAGAGGUUGUCUGUAGAGAGCUGGACUGUGGACGUCCACUAACUCUACAGGGGGCACUGUAUGGAGAAGGCAAACACCCAUUUGGGACCAAAGAGUUCCAGUGUAAAGGCACAGAGAACCGUCUCCUUACCUGUAGCACCUCAGACAGAGAAGAGAGCACCUGUACACAUGGCAGAGCUGUUGGACUCACCUGUUCAGGACCAGAUGAUGUGAGACUGGUGGAUGGGAGCGGCCGCUGUGCUGGGACAGUGGAGAUGUUUCAUAGUGGAAGGUGGAGGAGUGUGAGAACAGAAAUGUGGUCCCUGAGAGAUGCUGCUGUGGUGUGCAGGCAGCUGGACUGUGGCUCUGCUGUUGCAGCUGCGCAGACGGAGGUUUUAACCAGUGAUACUGAAUGGAGUGUUCUGACUGCCUGUGAGGGAUCUGAACCUGCACUAAGGGAAUGCUCUAUUUUCAUUUUUGCCCCAGCUAAGAUUGUUGCCACGGUGACCUGUUCAGAUGCUGUAAGGCUUGUGGAUGGAGCUGGACUCUGCUCUGGGAGAGUGGAGGUGAAGUCCCAUCAGUCCUGGACCACAGUAUGUGAGGCUGGCUUUGAGUGGCAGGAUGCAGAGGUAGUCUGUAGGGAACUGGGCUGUGGGACUCCGCUAACUCUACAGGGGGCACUCUUUGGAGAAGGUAAACUCCCAUUUGGGACCAAAGAGUUCCAGUGUAAAGGCACAGAGAACCGUCUCCUCACCUGUAGAACCUCAGACAGAGAAGAGAGCACCUGCACACAUGGCAAAGCUGCGGGACUCACUUGUUCAGCCGUCAUCACACUGCAAGACCUUUGA
Colossoma macropomum (tambaqui) is the source of this 1248-nucleotide messenger RNA. Its product is annotated as scavenger receptor cysteine-rich type 1 protein M130-like. The record is from RefSeq and is a predicted model, not a curated record. Gene Ontology annotation, cellular component: membrane. NCBI's taxonomy places the organism in Eukaryota, Metazoa, Chordata, Actinopteri, Characiformes, Serrasalmidae. The transcript has 5 exons. Bases 1 to 1248 code for a protein of 415 amino acids.